Messenger RNA from Haplochromis burtoni (Burton's mouthbrooder), 753 nucleotides. Its product is annotated as programmed cell death 1 ligand 1-like. The record is from RefSeq and is a predicted model, not a curated record. Bases 50 to 631 code for a protein of 193 amino acids. The transcript is spliced from 3 exons. NCBI's taxonomy places the organism in Eukaryota, Metazoa, Chordata, Actinopteri, Cichliformes, Cichlidae.
UUCACGUUUAGAUACUGAGGAUUGUUACCCUUGAAAAAACAACCAUCUCAUGGAUAUUUCUCACACUUUUAAAGUGGAAAUGUCCUCUGUAACAUCUGCAUCUCUCUGCUGGACUUUACUUUUUGCUUACCUCCUCUGUGUCUCUGCAGACCAGAAAAACAUCAAAGCAGGGGUUGGACAGACGGUCACUCUGCCUUGUCAAGCUCCAAAAAACAACAAGUUCAUCAUUGCUGCAGAGUGGAGCAGAGCUGAUCUGGUGGAUAAAUAUUUGCUUUUGUACUGGAAAGAGAAGUUUGAUCCAACCAAACAACAUCCGUCUUUCAAGAACCGGGUUGAUCUGCAGGACAGACAGAUGAAGGAUGGAGACGUGUCUUUGAUUCUGAAGGAAGUGACGACUACAGACAGUGGAACAUACGAGUGCCGUGUUGUACAGAGAGGAACAAAUAUGGAUGAUGAAACCAUCAGCACCAUCUACCUUAGAGUCGUUGCUCCAGGUCAAACAAGAAGACGCAGAGAGGCUGUUUCUGAUGGUGUGAUAAUUGGUCAGGGGGUUUAUGUUGCAGCUGUUUUUGUUAUUGGCUUGUUUAUCUUUUACAUAUGCUAUAAAAGAAUGAACCACAGGAUAAACUGAUGUUCUGAGGACAGACAGAAAUGAGCACUGUGGAUAAUAGUGGGCCUUUGGUGGUGGCAAUACAAAUAUAGUUAAACAGUAAGUCUGUGUUAUAAAUGAGCAGAAAUGGGUACUCUCACCAA